UUUUCUUCUAUCUACCUUGUCACGGGUUGACAGUUGUCUCAUUUGUCAGUGUUUGAGUAGGCUUUGUCAAUCGAAUAGUGCGUGCGUCUGGAAAGUAGGAAAAAUCGCUGUCCUGAAAAGGAGUUUCCCGGCGUUUGUGGGUCAACAACCCGUACAUUUGGGCAGAUGAUUUCGGUUUACUAAAAAUUGCACCCGGCACUGUUCUGCUUUGGAGAGACGCAAAAAAGCGACGUGAGUUGGAAAAGAAAUUUCGAGUCCUUGUUGACGGAUGUGCGCGCAAUCAAAACAAACCCAACUCGGUCGGCUGCAGGCAGCCCAAAACCUGUCACCAACAGUGAGAUCCCGGACGGAAGGACCAGCCGUACUGCAAGCAUCACAAUAAUACAUCGGUCCACUCUUCUUUCUACAGCCCAAUCACAACCACUUCCAGGACAAACGCCCAACGCAGGCAUAAUGAACCCAAACUAUGUGAAAAAGUGUGCCGACUUUUUGCAAAACAUACCGACCCACAAGCUGGCCGCAACCAAUAUUGCUGCUACCGGUGUUGCUGCGGUUGCUUCAACCGAGCCUUCCUGUCCCGCCGCCGGUGCCCCGCAGCAGCCGCAAUCGAAGCCCGAAUCGAUCGGCAACAGAGCUUUUGGGGCUAGAAAAACGCCCCAAAGACCGGAUGGUGGUGGUGCCGUGGGGAUGACGAAGCGUCCCGUUUGGCGUCACCCCGCAGCCGGUCCGGUGGCUCCCUUUCCCCGCCCCCAGCAGCCAGCGCACGCAAGCGAGCAGCAAAAGUUCGUGCGGAGCUGCUGUCCGUCACGCCGGCCCGAUACGUCGGCCCGCCCGGGACGGGCACGGGUGGAUUGUCGGUGGGACGCGCAGGGUGGGAAACAUACUCCAACCCCGCAGCCCACUUUACCGCCCACCGGUGAGAUGAGUGCCGGCCCGAAACGGGAAGGUCGCGGCGACGCAGAUAACGUCAAUCACCGGGACGGCAUUGGACAGACGAGCGUGGAAUGCCAGGACCGUCAACCGCCGUCCUGGUCCGGAAUGCUGUCCCAGGCUCAUCCUCUCCCGGCUGUCAGCGGACAGCGGAAGGAUCGACAACCAGCUGGAGAGUGUGACGAGUUUACAGAUUGCUCUUCCGUCGAUAACAACCACGCGCUACAUGCAGAGGAUGAAGCAUCGAACCGAAAGGCAGACAGUAAACUGUUUCAAUUCCAUCCACUAAGAACGGUACAAUUUCUCUGUCUGGAGUUGACGAACAAACUUCGAGCGCUGGGACCAGAGCAUCGCUCGCUGUACAAAAUAGGCAAGGAGCUGUCGAUUGUGGUUCGGUUCUUAUCGCACCAGCAGCAAACGGAUCCACCGGAAGCGACUGUUAAGGCACACCCACAGGAUGGCACGGACCGGACGCAAGACAAACCCGAAUGCCCGAACUGUCAGCUGCUGCAGCGAAACUGGCAGGACGAUCGGGACCGGCACGCCCAGGAAAGCGCCCAGUUAACGGAGCAGAUUAAUUAUCUGCAGACACAGCUACGCACGGUCCCGCGGCCGCAGGAUGUGGGCGAGCUGGUGCGGGAGCAGUACCGCCGCAUGGAGAACGAUAUUACGAAAUUAAAGCUCGCGGUCGACGAGAAAAACGUCGAGCUGGUGUUGAUUAACGAUCUGAAACGGAACCUUAAGGAGGCGCUUGCGAGGGCGAAGCGGACCGAGCAGGAGCGGGCGGAGCUGGAAAAACGCUUGCUGGAAGCGCAGAUGGAAAACAAGCGACUGGAGCUCUUCCUGGACACGCAGGCCAUUAACUUUCGCAAGGUGAAAAGUGAGCUCAGCCACAUCCACCAGCUCUCCAGCCGGCAGAUCCAGUAUCUGGACGAGCCGAUCGAUUCGCUGGUGCAGCUGGCGGUCAGUCCACGUCGGCACCAUCGCGGCCGUCAGCCAUCGUUGCGUAAUUAUGCAUCGACACAGUCGUCGGAGUGUGAUACGACUUCCUCCCGUACGCUUCAAUCACCUCGCCCGGAGGAGGAGAUGGAGGAGGAGCACAAUCAGGCAGCGAAAUCUUCACCAAACCGGCCCGAGAUGGACGUGGCACAGCGAAAAGCUCAUUCCAAUUGCCGGACCACCACCACUACCACCAGUACGUCGGGCCUCACGCCCGACGAAUCAAUGCCUUCGUUAGCGGCGUCGCAAUCGGAUCGGGAUAAUGCGACCGGGAGUACGCAGUCGUCUACGCCGAGCUGGAUUGACCGACCGCGACGACCGGGCGAUGACAAUGGCAAAGAUAACGAACGCCACCGCCAAGUACCGGGCAUCAAUCGUGGUGCCGAUCACGAUGACAACCGCAUCCGUCACCGGGCGAGCGAUUCGGAUUACAGCGCCGGGAAGCUGACCGGACGCCCUCUGGACGAUGGUGACGCCCAAUGGCAGCAAUUCGUCGUCGAGCUGGCCGAAAACAUCACGCUCCCGUCGUCACCGCGCCCUUUCCGGCACAACCUCUCCAUUGCGCAGCUAUCCGAUCUGGACGACUCGUUGAUGUCGGAUGCAGCAGCAGCACUAUCGAAAUGCCGUGCCGGUGAUGCUACGCCAUCCUCCCAGGGCAGCAACCUCUGCAACAGCAGCAGCAGCAGCAAAUUUACCAAGCAAUUACAAACCAAAUAACGGAGUGCAGUGUGGAGCAGCGUUCCAGUGGAGCAGAGCAGCAGUUGCUUUGAUGUUUGCUGCCCUCUGUCCCAGAGGGAGGUGUUGGGAGGGGGGGGGGGGGGUAAGUAGUAGAGACACUCGAGGGUUGGUGUAAGUCGUACAAGGCACAAAUUAAAUUGUUCUCCUUCGUUUGACCGGUUUGCCUUCCAGGACGAGCUCUCACGAGGGCAUCGAAUCGUGCGCUGAUGCUAAUUAAUUUCACAUUUCUAACCCCGGGACCUGAGUAACCAGAGCGGAGAAGGGUGGCGAAAGUGCAGGGAAGGACAAAUGUGCCAGUGUGACUUUCAAUGCUUAAAGCUGAAAUAGUUUUGCUAAUUGAUAAACGAUCCUAGAACUUGUACGGUUGGCGUGUACGAGUUUAGCAUAGGGCAGGAUGGACUGAUUCACAGUGGUGUGGCAUGAGUGCUGGACUCUCACACGGGAGACGUGAGUUUGAGUCUCAAAAUGGGGAACGAGUCUUUUCAAAAUGUUACGAUGAGUGUGUUUAUUUGCGUAUCUUUGUUAAAAUAUUAAUUGACUUUACAAAACUUUGUAACGAAGACAUUAUGUCACCCUUUGUUUGCACUUUAACGACACCCAAAUUCAAUCCAUUUUAACCUCAAACAAGCAAUCAAUGCAGCAUGAAAAUCCCAUUUGCUCUGACCACAACUUUCUGAAACCUAUUGGAACCCUCUAUUCGUACAAUAAAACGAUCAAAAAAUCUCUUUUUCCCCCAUUACAAAACGAAA
Messenger RNA from Anopheles gambiae (African malaria mosquito), 3416 nucleotides. RefSeq lists its product as uncharacterized. The record is from RefSeq and is a predicted model, not a curated record. The coding region runs from base 454 to 2646 and encodes 730 amino acids. NCBI's taxonomy places the organism in Eukaryota, Metazoa, Arthropoda, Insecta, Diptera, Culicidae. The transcript is spliced from 10 exons.